AUGAAAGGCCUCCUCCCGCUCCUGGGUCUGGCAUCCGCCGCCCAAGCCCUCUACUUCUAUGUGGACGGCGCCUCGCCAAAAUGCUUCUUCGAAGAGUUGCCCAAGGAUACCCUCGUUGUAGGCCACUACUCUGCCGAAGAGUACGACGACCGCAUCAACGCCUGGCAGCAGCACAACGGCAUCUCCAUCUACAUUUCCGUAGACGAGGUGUUUGACAAUGACCACCGGAUCGUCUCCCAGCGAGGCUCCUCCUCCGGCCGCUUCACCUUCACGGCCCACGAAGCCGGCGACCACAAGAUCUGCUUCGUGCCGUCAUCUACGUCCGGUCGAUCCUCGUGGCUGAGUGCUCACGGUCCCAACGGCGGCAUCAAGAUGAAGCUCGAUCUCGUUAUCGGCGACACGGGCCAGAUUGAGAGCAGCGACAAGGACAAGUUGCAGGAUAUUACGUCGCGUAUCAAGGACCUCAAUGCCAGAUUGAACGAUAUCCGUCGUGAGCAGGUCUUCCAGAGAGAGCGUGAAGCCGACUUCAGAGACCAGUCCGAGUCUACCAACGCCCGUGUCAUUCGAUGGAUCAUUAUCCAGCUCGUCGUUAUUGGAAUCACGUGCGCUUGGCAACUGUCACAUCUCCGAUCCUUCUUCAUCAAGCAGAAGCUUACGUAG
Pochonia chlamydosporia 170 is the source of this 660-nucleotide messenger RNA. Its product is annotated as ERP1 protein precursor. Bases 1 to 660 code for a protein of 219 amino acids. Gene Ontology annotation, biological process: Golgi organization; intracellular protein transport; endoplasmic reticulum to Golgi vesicle-mediated transport. NCBI's taxonomy places the organism in Eukaryota, Fungi, Ascomycota, Sordariomycetes, Hypocreales, Clavicipitaceae. Gene Ontology annotation, cellular component: Golgi apparatus; COPII-coated ER to Golgi transport vesicle; endoplasmic reticulum. The record is from RefSeq and is a predicted model, not a curated record. The transcript is spliced from 3 exons.